Messenger RNA from Rubroshorea leprosula, 1179 nucleotides. NCBI's taxonomy places the organism in Eukaryota, Viridiplantae, Streptophyta, Magnoliopsida, Malvales, Dipterocarpaceae. The record is from the annotation of a GenBank genome assembly.
AUGAGAGUGAUCAUUGUCUUCAUGGUAUCAGAGCCGUAAUUCAACACCUAGGGUAUUCUUUGUUUCUCGUUUUCAUUCCAAAUUUCACCUUUAGAAAACAUGUCUAUUGAUCCUUUUACUACCUCUGUUUUGUCCAUUGUCUCCUCUGGCACUGCUGUCAAUUUACCCUCUGAUGCUACACGGAAGCCUCGGAUCUUGCCUUCUAUGAUCACUAAUACUGUUUCUUUACAGGAACCUCGUUCUUUCAAGCAAGCUCAACAAUCUGCUGAAUGGCGGCAGGCAAUGGCUGAGGAGUAUACGGCUCUUCUUCGUCAUAAAACUUGGGUGCUUGUUCUGCGGCCUCCUGAUGUGAAUGUCGUCUGCUCUAAGUGGGUUUUUAAGUUUAAACGACAUGCAGAUGGUACUCUUGAGCGGUAUAAAGCUUGUCUUGUUGCUCAAGGCUAUACCCAACAAUCUGGGGUGGAUUAUGAUGAAACAUUCAUCCCAGUGGUUAAACCAGUAACUAUUCGCACUGUGCUUGCUCUUGUUGUUUUAAGUUCUUGGCCUAUUCAUCAGUUAGAUGUCAAGAAUGCCUUUUUGAAUGGAUAUUUAUCUAAGCUUGUGUAUAUGCAUCAACCUCCUGGGUUUGUUGAUCAGAGAUAUCCAGAUCAUGUUUGUCUCUUAUAGCGAGCUCUUUAUAGACUUAAACAAGCUACUAGAGCUUCGUUUCAGUGAUUUACUACUUUUCUGCUUUUUCGGGGUUUUGUGCAAGCUUUCAUUGAUUGUUCCAUGUUUGUGUUUCAGCCUGCUGGAUCCAUAGCUAUUCUUCUUCUUUAUGUUGAUGACAUUAUACUUACUGCCUCUACAUCAGCUCUCUUGAAUUCUAUUAUUUCUUUACUGAAAGCUGAAUUUUUUAUGAUUGAUUUGGACCUCUUAGCUAUUUUUUGGGUAUUGCAGCACACUUUAACUCUGAUGGUUUAUUCCUUUCUCAGUCUAAAUAUGUUUCAAUGUUGCUAGACAAGAGUGGCAUGGCAGAUUGCAAGUUAGUUUCUACUCCUUUAACUCCAAAGCAUAAGUUACAGGCUCAUGAUAGUGCCCUUUGUUCUGAUGCUUCUAGUUAUUGUAGCAUUGUUGGGGCUUUACAAUAUUUGACCUUUACUCGACUUGAUAUUGUCUUUGCAAUUAAUCAGGUAUGUCAGU